This is a messenger RNA of Polychytrium aggregatum, 2699 nucleotides long. RefSeq lists its product as uncharacterized. The transcript is spliced from 9 exons. The record is from RefSeq and is a predicted model, not a curated record. NCBI's taxonomy places the organism in Eukaryota, Fungi, Chytridiomycota, Chytridiomycetes, Polychytriales. Bases 161 to 2515 code for a protein of 784 amino acids.
GCCGCGGAUAUCCUGGAAGGACGACCACCCAGAUACGGUCGCCUGUCGUUGAUUCUAACCACUUCCCCUGCGCCAGCUGAAAGACGCCUUGGAUGCAAUCACACAUCCAACGCCGGUCCUGCACCGACCCAUCAUCUCCGUCAAGCUGCAGCCCACUGUUAUGCGGCGGAACCUCAUGAACGCCCAGUCCAUGUCCUAUCUCGAGGCCGCCGAGCUCGAGAUUGCCGCCAACAAGGCCAAGGGCAAAAAGGGAGAGCGCAAGCAUCAGCUAACCGACGAAACCGCUCUGCAGUACAACCUGGUCAACACCGACUUGGCCUCGCUACUGAACCUCAAAAAGCACGCCGACACGGGCGACGAGGACGCAGACGAGCCAGACGAAUCGCUUCUCCUUUCCCAGGGCGAUCUUGGAAUCGUCGAUCCCAUUCUCCAGUCCCACCCACGCUUUGUGAGACGCAAGACCCGUCGACCGGUGAUCACCAAGAUUCCGCCACGGAAGCGCUAUCUGCAGCCCAGCAAGAUCCGAGAGGAGCAUCUGACGUCCUUCAACUACUCCAGUGUGGACGAGCAGUUCCUACCGUCGUUUGCGAGGAAGCAAUCCAUGUUCUUUCCUCCAACUCAAGUUGACCAUUUCGGAGAGAGUAUUCAGACCGUCUUCUCGGACACAAAGAUGGUUGUGCGCUCGAUGGACUCGCGGGUCUCGGGUCGGAUGCCACAAGGAUUCAUAACGCUCUCGGUUGAGCCGGCAUCUGAAAUCACAGACUUUGGCCAAGACCUUGACUCCAAUUUGAAGGAGAAUCUUGACGAGCGGCUCACUCAGUACAAGGAAGUCGAAGAACUCUAUGACGAAAUCAUGAAGACGGUCGUUGGAAGCUCGUACUGGGAAGGCGAGGAAGCCGAGCAAGAUUCGGGCAUUAUCACCCCCGCUGCGCCCUUCGAUAAUGCCCUGACGAUGUCGUACGCAUACCAGGGCCUGGCUCCGCCUCCGCCCACCAGCCACCAGGAUAUCGAGGCCGAGCAAAUCAGCAGAGCCACCAACAUCUCCGAGCGACGCGAGCACUUUGGCUCUGAAAUAGCGCUCGGCCCACUGCCGAACCAGAAGCCAAAGUACGACGACACCGUCCGGGCCAACAUCAACGGCGAGUUUGAUACGCCCGAGGUCAGGAUGAAUCCCCGUUUGCGGGACGUUAUGGUCCAGCCCGACGACUUCAUCAACGACCGCAUGCUUGCGAUGAAGAAGACCCCGUCGUCCAAGUACGGUGUGUUCAAGUACAACUACGGUGGAUACAUUCCCUUUGAUUUUGAGCAACGGCGGCAGAUGCACAAUGUGCCCUUUGGACCGGACGAUUACCUUGGCUGGCUUCGGAGCCGCGCCUGCGAUUUUGUGGCCGAUCUGCUCAUCGACGAUCUCGACGACGAGGAAAAGUUCAAGCGGGAGAUGGAGGAACAGCGACGGCUGCAAAAGAUCAAGGAGGAGACCGAGCGCGUCGAGAAAUUCAAGCUCGAAAAAGUCGAACGACGCAAGCGGCUGCUCCACUUUGAGAAGGGCAUGUGGAACCCGGGGAUCAUCGAAUACAUGGAAGAGAUCCGCGAAAGCGACGGAGACGACGAUGUGCCAGCGCCAAAGUCAUUUACGCCUCAGUCACCGCUUUCGGCACCAGCACCAGGACAGCCUGAAAUCGACUUGGGCACAGCUGGAUCGCAGCCGGGCGAUAAGCCGGCCGCGGAAGAUGGCGCAGCCGACCAAGAUAAUGAGGCUCUACUGUCGAUUCUGGACGACUCUGGGAGCGACAGCGAACCGGGAGACGAGGAUAAGGAGAGGCACCAGAAGGAAGGUCUCGAGCAAAUCCAAGAGAAUGGCGAGUCUGAGCCCAACGAGCCCAACGCCGACCAGCCACUUCCCACCCCCGCCGAUGGCAAACGAGUCAAGUUUUUCAACCAGGAGACCUUCACACAAAAGGCUGCCGAAGACAACGUUGGCAAGAUUCAGGGCGAGCUCGAGAGGCUUUGGCGAGCACUCUACAUGCCCCUGGACCAAAAGCUCGACAUGGCUAUCAAAUAUGGCUCGCACAAGUUUAUUUCCAAGCUCGAAACGGCGCUCAAGUUGUGGAGAAGCGUUUCAGAGCACAUCCAAACGCGGGAGACACUCUUGAUCGAUAUCGAGGCGUUCGAGCGCACUGCCUCAGACCCUGCGCGGUUCUUUCGCCGCGGACAUGACGGCUCCUCGGAAGCGCGGCUGGCCGAGGCUCGUGCUCGAGAAGACCUUAUGCGCAAGCUGCACUAUGUCGAGGCGCGCAUCCACGAUGUCGUUAGCUUGAUCAAGCUCGAGUUGAAUGAGACUGUGACGUACAAAGGUGCGCCGUACAUCGAGAAGAUGAAGUAUGACUAUACCGAGAUCCUUCAAAAAGUUGCCCAGGAGCGUGAGGAGCGGGAGCGACAGCAGCGGGCCGAAGCCACGCCCUCGCCAUCCAAGUCACCAUUUGGACGGAGCAUGUCACGGCCAUCGAGAAAGUAACCCAGUUGCAGCUUGGUACCAAUGCCUGCUUGCUCGAGUCGCCAGAACGGGAGCUCAGCACUGAAUACGGCGCACGCAACGUGAAACAGGACAUCCAUCCGUCUUUGCUCUGGAUCCUCAAUACAUACCCACGUGGCUGCCUUUGGGAGCAACUCGCGCAAGUAAGGGGAGAGAUACCCAUCGG